Lineus longissimus is the source of this 21762-nucleotide messenger RNA. Its product is annotated as leucine-rich repeat-containing protein 24-like. The transcript has a single exon. Lineage: Eukaryota; Metazoa; Nemertea; Pilidiophora; Heteronemertea; Lineidae. The record is from RefSeq and is a predicted model, not a curated record. Gene Ontology annotation, molecular function: protein binding. Bases 328 to 1779 code for a protein of 483 amino acids.
GAUUUUGAUAUUUGGAAUUCCAAACGAUAUCGGCAGAAGGCGCGGUAACACCGCGUGCGCCUUUAUAGUUCCACCGCGAUAUGCAGUCGCCGCCACGAGCGUAGCCAAUCCACCGCGACCGGUCUCACAAUAUACGCGAGAAUCAGUUGCUCGCACGCCAGUGUAGUGUCAGCAAUGACAGAGAACGGUUAGAGAGACCAUACGAAGUGGGACUAACGUGUAAUAUGCGACCUUAAGGCAAUUGAUGGAUACAUUCUCUCUGGAUUUAACGUAAAAAUGUGACAGAAGGGAUUUACUGUUUUUAAUCGAGGAUACUAACAAUUCAUCAUGUUCGGGGGAAUCGAGGUGAGGGUGUUUACUUUUAUAUUGCUGUUACUGGUCCAGCUCUCCGCGUCGGCGUUAGGCUGUCCAAAAACUUGCUUUUGUAAUAUGCUCAGUAAGAUAGUUUACUGCUCACGGAAGGAUUUACGGGCAAUACCAUUGGGCAUCCCCCGGGAUGCAAGGCAGCUCAAUUUGAACAAUAACAAUUUCGAAGUGGUAACACUAACACGAACAAAUUUUUCAAGUUUUGGGCAUUUGGAGCACUUGUAUUUGAGUGAUUGUGGUAUCCGUGCCAUCGAAGUUGGUACGUUCAUUGACUUGUUAAAUCUCAAAUGGUUGGACUUGAGUAAAAACAAGAUCAAGGACAUUCAGGAUUUUACCUUUCGGGGGCUGAGUUUAGAACAGCUCUUCCUUAACGGUAAUGAUGGUCUUGUCAUGCACAGGGACACGUUCAACGGACUGAAGGCACAAGGCCUUUACCUUCACCAGUGCGGUAUCAAGGAGAUUUCCCUGCAGGUUUUCCGGCCCAUUAAUGACUCUUUGAAGAACCUAUGGCUGAAUGAUAACAAUAUCAGACGGAUAGGCCGCGAGAUGCAAUACAUAUUUACGUCACUCUCUCACUUGAGAUUACACACGAACCCUUUACACUGCAAUUGUAGAACCUCGUGGCUGAAACAGUACUACGACACCCACCUUGGGGUUUUUGAGGGUGCCCCAGCACCCAGCUGUGCCUCUCCCUCGCAUACCCAUAACCGUGGAUUUAACAGUCUGUCUCCGAGAGAUUUCCGUUGCCAACCCCCAAUAUUCAACGACGUGGAUCUCCUGUUUGCUAACGAAAACGGCAUCCUUAGCUGCAGUGCUAGUGGAGACCCCGCACCAACGCUCUACUGGAUCAAACCCAGCGGUGAGCGCAACGCGUACCCACCGCCCCAGGAUGAGAAUGCUGUGAGAACGGACGGAGUUAUGAAAAUUGCACACGUGGAAGGGAUUUAUACGGGGAGUUACGAGUGUUUAGCAACAAACGCUGGCGGCAACGUCACAUUGACACUUAACGUAUCUUGGCCGAGAAUAGAGAAACAAACAGUGAUAAAAUACAUACAACCACCGCCACCCAAAACUGAAAAGCCAGUAACGACAGAGGAUGGUUUUGGGGAUGAAGAUUCACGGACAGUUGCGAAAGAGACUCCUGGAGUCAUACUCACGCAUAAUAAUAAUAAUGAUAUCUCAAUAGAAAAUAAGACAUUUUCUAUGAUAGAACUAGUAGGUGCUGUGCUUGGAACGUUUGUCUUAACGUUGAUUGUCUGUGUCAUAGUCUUUCAUUUAAUGUAUAGAUUACGGGCAGGAAAAGUGCCGAGAAAUAGACUGGAGAAUGGCUUCAAGCCGAAAGAGAAUGUAUAUCUGGACAGGGUAGCCGACGAAGAAGCAUACAUGUACAAAGAAAAUUACUCUCGGAGAUGAUGCAUACCUUAAACUUGUUCUGUGAUAUGUUUCUGGCAUGAAUGAACAGUGCUUCGACGUGACUGUAAUUCGAUCUGAUUGCUGCAAAUUCGUAUGCUAGAUCCGUUCGUUAUUUCAUUACCAGCUGGCUUCAUCACAUUGCCAUGGGCUAGCCGCAGCGUACGGUUAGAACUUUGCAGUCGAACACGAAGUCACGAAGCGCUACACCACGCGGGCCCUGCCGUGGUUUCUAUAAAACUGCUGCACAAAAUUAAAACUUGACGAUUUAAAUUCUCGGGAGGAACAGUUGCAAGGCUGACGGUGUAUUAUACAUUUCAUUGCGGUUUGUCAAGACUUAUUAUGGCUGAGUUUAUUGGGUUAAGACAAGCGGAAACGCACGCACGAAGCGGGUCAAGAGGUGCCAGCAUUGUUGCUUGAGGCCUCGUACGUGGUGGAGAGCAUUUGGUCCACUCUCGGUACGGUCUGUUGCCCUUUAAGGACAGUGAUCGAUCAUCUAUCAGACUACUUGAUUCAACCUCCCGCAGCUCGACACAGUUCCAUUCGCCAGUAUCAAUGCAAUAUCAUACAGAGUCGAUUGGAGGACGGUUCAGUUGUCACACUGCCCCCAGGAAAACUCGAGAUCGAAUUUUGUAGAUGGAUGUAAAUGUCCUCUGAUCGGCGAUGGCGAAGUGCGCUGAAUAUGAAACCAAUGAAGUAUGCAUUGGCAGAUUAUUAAACGCGGAUUUCCUCAGGCUAUAUGUUGAUAAAAGGAACGAUUUCCAAUAUGAGGCAAAGUAAAUGAGACCCUGCUAAGGAUAAAGUUUGAAGUUAACUAAACUUUUCGAAAUCGCACCCGUUGAACAUUAGGAUUGGCAUCAUUAAGAACACUUUCAUCACUGGGACAUCAGAGUGUUCAUUGAAGACUGAACAUUUCCGAUCUAGAUUUCUUUUCUUGAGUCUAGAUUGCAACACGAUCAUCCACGUAAAGAACGUGAAGGAGGGAACAUUUUAAAGUAAUCUCGAUGAGUCGGAGUAGAAAUAGGCCAAGCCAAUAGUGUUCUUUGGCAGGGAAAACACAUGACUGGUUUCGUACAUGUCGUAUGCAACUCUUAACUGUGCCAUCUUGUAAAAUACUCUCGUUGAACCUGUUUGAAGUCAUAGGAAUAGUUCCCAUUGCUAAAAAGAUAGAAGGUCGUGCAGGAUGUUUUUAUCCUACUCGAAGACACGAAUUCCAGAUCGUACACAAUCUGGAUGGCAGAUAGAUCUCAACAGUUUGACAAAGUGGAUCAAUUUAUACGAAAUAUUGUACAGCUUAAUGUAGAUUAUCUCUUAGGGUAGCACUAGAAUAUGGCUCAAGGAGUUGGAGUGCACGGGAACCGGCAUAAUAUACAUGUAGUGUGUAGCACAUGUAGCUGGACUCGAAGUGAAGUACAUAAAGACGGGAUGAGUACGAAGUGUAAAUAACGACAAGGAUAUUCUUUAUUGGAUUAACGUUCCUGACUAGAAAGGGUAUGUCUGAAACUUUUUUUAUUGGUAAUUUUAAGCCUCGAUGCAACUAUCCGAACGUGGAAUCUGGUGUAAAGACUCCAUAUUAAUAAGUCACAAAGGGAUUUUUCAUCAGCCAAUUAGGGCUCCAUCAUUAUAGACCUGUGAACACCGUCAAGCAAUCAGUGGGGUAGUUUCAAAGACGUGCUAAACGAGUGACUCACAACCAGACGCAGAAUUACUUCAUUUUCAGUUUAAUGGCGUCGAAAGGACCCUUGAGAAAAAACUGCGUUGCAGUGCAGCGUUUAGUGAUUGUCAUCCAAAACCAAAACUGUCGCAAGAGCUAAUAUCUUGGGGCUUAUCAUGGAUGAAUUAAUUCCUAGAUUAGCAAAACCUAAAAGGGUAUUUUGAUUGCCACACGAAAGCUCAAAGACACUUGAUGGUAUUGUGAGAUUAUCUCACCUUGCCCUUAGAGUGUGAGACCGGAUUAUGGGUAGAUGUUGAAGGUAUUGUCUUGCAAUUGUCAAAUGGCUAUACCAAUACCCCUGAUGGAGGGACUUUUGAUGGCAUUCCGUUGGAAGAAGUGUUGUACACCCGAGAAAACAAGACACCCAGAUUCAUCUUCAAACUGCUGAAACCACUCACGUUUUCUGAAAGUACUCUUAGUGUAAAAUGUACCUAUCGCUCCUGUAUAUACACUUGUCUUGAAGGUAUGAACUUGUAACUGUAUUGUGUGAUGUUUAGGAGCUGUAGCAUGCCUUAGGGGAUGAGGAAUUCAUUGUACCACAUGUACCAAAAGCUGUAAAAAAACAUCCUGGCACGUCGAAGGAAUCCGAAAUUGUAUUGGCGAAGCUACUGAAAAAGCCGCUUUCACUCAUCCUGACUAGUUUGAAUGACUGCACCUGCCUAGUUGUUGGAAAAACCUCAUUUGAAGGCUACAACAGACAUGCCGGACGGCCGGUGGAGAAAAACAUCUAGCUGAUACCCAAUGUGCUAAUAAUGUGCUAUAUACGUAGAAAUGUAGAGAUUUUUCGAGAAAAAAAACACGCUGAAGGUUCGCUCGAUUGCUGCUAACCAAUAAUACACGAGCGAGUCCAAUGAUUAUAUACUUAUAUUUGCUACUACUACAAAACAAAAUAAACCAACAUUGUUAAAUUCAAGUUUCCCAACCUUGAAACAUGCUGCAAAAGAGUAUAAUGGUGAUGACCGCACUUUCUAUGUGUCUACACAAGAGAAAAGGAGGGAAACUCUUUCAUGCAUUGAUUAUACAUGCUGUGUAUUCACAAUUUGGCUGCACAACUAUCACUGAUGCUUGAUACCACAGAAAGGCAGCUCAUUAUUCAUGCUCGGCGCUAAAACAUGCGAUCAACUCAGACAAUUACUUCCCCCCUGCCAAAGGCAACCCGCAGAGACAUUAAACCCAUGCUGUUGUGAACCAGCGCAAUACUUCCACGGGGACACCAGUGUGUUAAACGUGCACAUGGAAUGCUAAUGUGCCCCGAGUUUGCACUGUAAUGACUACUCAAAAAACCCAUGCCAUUAAUAUCUCUUUACUAAUUCAUAAAGGAUCAUUUUAUAUCCAGUUAAUUAGGUUGUUUUGGCUUUUUGACAAUAGGUUGGGAUCUUUUUCACAACUCUCAGCUUUCUGUUUUGGAGCAGUCAUAAACAUUGCAACGCUGAGUCACUUCUUGUAAUAUUUGGCUGACAAGGUACAAACAUUGCCAACUAUCGUAUUAUAGUAAAUUUCCAGGAGGCAAACAUGAGUCGUAGCAAAGCAACAUUUCACUGAGAUGGGUUUCAGAACAACGAAAAGAACGAAUGUUCAGUAUCAGAAUUCAACAAUGAACACUUUAAAAUUCAAAGGUCAACAACUAGAGAAAAAUCACCUAGAGCUGCACUGAAAGGCAUAAAUUCGAUACAGACUUCAAAACAGAAAGGUUUAACCUUCAAAAUCAUUUCACCCUCGACCGACUUUUGUACUUAUCCUAACACAGCUGCUAACAGUGCAUUGUAAAGCCACAGUGAUGUUGAGUAACUUGAAGUGGGAUAUUUGAAAUCGUCGCCUUUAUAUGAAUUGGAGACAACCUCAUUUAAAAAAGCAUCGAUUUAAUACUUCACAUAGUUGGAUCAAACAUCAAAUGGAGAAUAAUAUGUAUGUAUUCAAGUGUAUCGUAUGUGAAAUGCAGGUUAGAAUCAAAAAUCCGCCGCCGCGCAAAAUGGAAUCAUUUGUGCAGGCGUUGGAGUAAACAGGUGCGCGCGUAAUGAGUUGUAACACGACAGACAAAACAGAGUAAUGUACUUGUGAUUACCGUCAUACUGAGACUGUCUCCUGUCGCAACCAGACAAGUCCAGGUCCUGGACAUAUUGUACCACAGCGCCAUCUAUCGUAUUGUCAAAGAACUCUUUCUUUGGACUGCUGUUAUUCGUCGUUGCGCUUUCAUGCUUCCACCACCAGUGAAUUUUAGUCACCGUCUUAUUGUAUUGUUGUGGUACGAAAAUCGCUUUGAAUUGAGAUGAGACAUUUGAGAAAUGAUUGCUGUACACCGCUAAAGGCCUGACUGCAUAUUAACUGAAGUUAAUGAUUCAAAAUUGCACUCGUGCUUCCAAGGUACCCACAAGGCAUAAUCUUUAUGAACCGUCAACGACGACUACGUUCAACUUUAAAUCAACAAAUGGCAUAUUCUGUUAAGUUUUAGUUCAACUGAAACUCUCAAACUGCUGAAUUUACUUUUGGCUUUAACAGUCAUGACGCUUCGAAUGCUACAAAGUUUUUACCUUCUGAAUUUAUAAGUAUUUGGCGACCACUGAACUUGACUUAUUAUGUUGCUCCUCGGCUGAUGUAGGAUAAAGAAAUGAUCGUAUAACAGCGUGAUAACUUUGUCACACGAUCUCAGAAACAAAGCCAACAACAGCGUGAAGGUAAAAACAGACUUUACCUUCUUACUGGCAAAACGUCACUGGCAAAAACGAUGUGCUUGCAUGUAGUGUGAUGAGUCGCUUAUGCCGCUGGCAGCUGGGCGUGUCGAAAAACCAAGAACAAUCCGCAGUUAAAUUGCAAACAGCUUCGUCAUCUUAGGAAACCCGACUACACUAAUCCAUUCCUGUAUCGCCUGGGGCAGUAUUGGUUUUUACAUGAAAAAUUACCGAUAGAGCACGGGCGGGCACCGGCCACCGUGGUCUUAACUCGCAGGAUUAGUCCCCACAUCGUCUCGACUCGGAACAGGUCGCAAUAUGAAGAAAUCCAGGUUUAAGAUGCAGAGCGUACCCCGAUCAAUGCAACGGUACAUUUUGAAUAUCGACCAGGGGACUCUCUGUGGAUAAAACGACACGGCUUCAACGGCAGGCACGUCUCGGAAUUUUAUUUACACUCUCCGGACAGCUUUGUAAAUUCCCCCUGUUAGGUUUCUUGUCCGUGUUGAUUUAUAGAUGGAUGGCGAAUCCACACUCGCUUGGCUUGUCGUCAGUCAAAAGAGGAAAUCCUGAUGUUCACUGAGAUCUGAUCUCGUGAGACCAGGAGAUAGGAUCUUGAGAAAUGAAGAAUCGGUGGAUGAGCUCUGUAUUGACAUUUCUGAUGCCAGUGAGCGUAAUUUACAAGCCAAUAACUCUGCGGACGUGACUAUACUGAUCCAUAUAUUGGCAUUCAUGUAGCUACGACUUUCGUUCAGAUUUGCUUGGCUUUGUUCAAAAAUAUUAUAAGUCAAUAACUUUAACCCCUACAUACAUGGCGUGAAAGAAUGAUCCGUCGCGUUUUCAAUAUAUAAGCUUACAAUGUAUUGCCGAUGCCUAAGUCAUUUUCAGAAAUACUCGAGAAGCUGAGCCACCUUACCUCUCUGGGCCUCUUUCAUUGGUAUGAUACGUAAGAAACGUCAACUCAAAUGCCCAAUACACCCGUAUUUACAAUCUGACAUAUAUCAAUACUAGAACACAGUAUGUUGAUAUGCUACAGUAGCCCACACGACCAAACAUCUGUGAGUACUCAAACGGAUUAACAAAUAAAAAAUACAUCCCCGAGAGCAGGUCGUUUACUUACUACGGCAGAGGAAUGUCCGUGUUGUGAAUAACGACAUGGUAAUAGUGUUAUAUUAGGGAUUCCGUCGUGACUAUUUCCCCAUUUCUCAGUCACGGCCGUCCGAGUCUGCCAGGCGAACUGCUCCAAAUUACCCCGCCGUGUAGCAAUGGGAUGGUAAGGCUGAUUGAACACACUGUUGGGAGUUCAUGAAGCUGAUAUAUUUGUGGCGAAUGUUGGUUGGAUCGUUGCGUCCAACACCAAAAUGAACUUUUUGUCUCUUUAUGAAAAGAUAUAACAAUAUAUCAUCCGAUUUGACCCCGCUGAGGUUUCCCGUGAUUUGAAACAAAAAAGCAGUAAAAAAGGUUAAAAACGGAAAUUCGGGCAAAACCGCAUCUUGAAAUCGGCCCUAGUCAAUUGAACAACACAUUUCGAUUUCUCUUCUAUACUGAACACAAGCCUUUAUAGUGUUGCAGGCAGAGUGAUGACAAGUACAGCACUAUGCCAUCAUAUUUGCGGCUAACGGUCAUGACAGUCUGUCACUUUAUAGACAAAAUCGUUACAGUUUCACUGCUUCACGAAUCCGCUGAUAGGCAAUGUAAAGAAAGGGUUAUUGUGAUUGGUGACAAGUGGCACUAUACCGUCUUAUAUUUGACUGACUCGUGAUAAAUUAAAAGAGGCACCCAAUUCUCAACCUACCCUACACUGCGCUGGAUCCAGGAUGGACUAAUUGACAGGCGAGAGUCAUAUCACUCUGAUAGAAACGUGUAAUUAGCAAUUACGCUUCGCACGGAAGCAGGUCGCUUGGUUACUAUUUAGAAUACGUAAUCAACAUUUCACAUUCAUUUUGAGAUGAAGGCAAAUGUGUAUAAUUAUCUUAACGAAAUUGCAAGUGCGAGAAUCGGAAGCGUCGUAAUGUACGAAAUGGAUGGUAGUAGGAAAGAUGCAAAUGAAAAUAUUCUGUGUUUCCAUGAAUACUUCGCAGAUUGCAAGAUGUGCCAAUCUGCCAAGCACAGUCAAAGCCAAUGUGUUUCUGCAUGCAUUCAUAUGUCAAGCUCCUCGGUGAAGUUUUGCCAGUGCCACUAUUUUGCUGAAAUUGCCGCAUUUGUCGUAAUUACUCGCCUCAAUUCACGUGCAGAACUCAAAGACACUAAAGACAUUCAGGUGCCCAGUUAUAAAUGAGGCUGUGCAAUUAUGUCUCACAUGGUAGAUGUCAUUAGCAAACCAGAUGAAAUGCACGAGUUACCAUGUCAUGUCUCGAUACCAUGAGACUAUCGCUUGGAUUUUGAAUAAUUCAUUUACUGCUGGUGGUGAUAAACCAAUAUGAGCCAAUUCGCUAGGCUGUGUGUGGUGAUAAGCCCAACAUAGACCAAGUUGGAUCGUUCUCUCCAAGUCCAUAUAAAAGCGAUAAUGGUGAUAUCUCCUGCUGAGCAGAAAGCGCCCGGGUUUAACGCAGUGGAAGCGAUGUUGAUGAACCGUGUGAAUAACCAAGACAAUGGAUAUAGAGCACUGAUCAAUAGUAGCCGCAGUUUCGCAUCCGAGAAUCUUGUGGAUUCUCAGCUAGUCACGCGAGAUUUGAACUCGUGCUGUGAAACUGCGGUAUAAUAGAAUCUAACAAUACGUUAUCGAUUUGAAUGAUUGGAAACUGUUCGAUCCUGAUCAUAAUCAUGAUAAUGGGGAUAUUGAAGUAACGCGUCGUCGAGAGUGAAUUUGGAGGAUAAUGGGCACUUGCGUGUGUGUAGGCGAGUAUGUAAGUCACAUACAGUAAGCGAAAAAUAUCAAUAUCUAAGAGCAUCUAAGCAUAGAUGGAUGUAGCUUGUAAAGUAAGCAAAUAAAAUAAUAAGUGGUAAUGAAAGUAAUCGUAUCAAGAAAAAUGACAGUUGACAUUUUACUAGGUAAAAAUUGACGUAUAAAAUUGAUGAAAUAUCACAUUAGUGCAAAUGGAAGCUUUAUUGUAAUGGCAUCGAAAUGUCCUCAUUUACCUUAAAGCUAUUAAACCGAUCGCGAAGACAUCAAUCAUUUAAGUAAACGCUUGAAACUGAUACAUUAAACCAAUAUAAAGCCAUUUAAAAAUAUACGAGGACUUUAAGCUUGUGGGCGUUCUGAAGCGACUCUCGUAGGGAACGCUGCGUAUCUGGUAGGCAAAUCUGUCAUCGGAGGCAGAUAUAAGUGAAUUUACCUAGACUGUAAAUCAGCUUAUUUUGAUGGCCUGUUUUUGCUUCGCCGUGGCAUAAACAUCAACAUGAUAAAGCAGUUUGUAAUGCACGGGGAUGCUGAGGUUUAAAAUGCAACUCGAUAACAAACUAAGACACCAUGGGAAAGAUAACCUCGUUUUGUGGCUCAGCCGGGUUACACCGGUGCGGGGGAACACGCCAAUUGCAAUUACCCUUGGGACUGUGUUCUGUCACUAAUUGUUAUUGGCACUGCAUAGCAUGACAAAGAAAUUUGACGCCAGGUUUCUCGGUAACACUGUUUGGAUAUCAUCGCGACUUAUCAUGAUAUUUUGAUCUUCGUGAUAUCGAGGGGACCUUUGGGACAUUGUGGUUUUUAUAAACUUCUUUUGGCUGUGAGUUCUGAUCAAGAUAAAUCCCGAAAGUUUUCUUCUACGUGAAGUGAACAUUCAUUACAGGUUGUGACCUCUUGGUCGAGUAGAGAGAGAUGUUCAAGAAUGGAGUAUCUUAAGUCUCCGCCAGGAAUACUCCCGUGUCAUAGCUUGCACGACAACAGCCGUGUGGGAAAUUUAGCCUCGAGUGCAAGUCUGUUUGUAAGUAGCCUACAUGAACAUUAUGAGUGUCAUUUUGUAAUUAUAUUUGAUUUGAAAUCAACUAAACCGGGUCAACUGUAUAUCACUUUAAGCAAUUUGUAUGAGGUGUCAUGAUCAAUACACAGCUAAACCAGGUUAGUUAGUCAAAUCUGGAUUUAAAUGAUCAGCAGUUAUCUGUUUUACUUUUUUUCUCCAGCUGAUAGAGGUACAGCGGGAGGAAGUAUUUGCUUUACCAUUGAUACUUUUAGUUUAUUCUUCCAAAUAAUUUCUUAACCAAUGACGGCGCGAAUUAAGGGUGUUUUACAUGUAUGUCAUACGCAGAAUCUGACUAUCCUGUUCUCGUCUGUCACGCGAUACUGCCUUUUAGAUUUGGCAUUGCUUUUACAUGAUGAGUAAUAUUUCAGACAUUUACCAUUUUGCCAAAGUUGAAACAUGUUUUAAAAAACUCCGUAUAGUGACAUUUCGUAAUCGAAGAUUUAAAGACGAAUUGAUGUCAUACGAGAAUGAUGCACUUUAAGAACAGACAUCAACUUUGAAUAGACUGUAAUGGGGUUUUAAGAUAAUCACAAGCGAUUAUGUACAUGUACAGUGUUUUGAUUAUUAUGUAAUUGUACUUCAGAAUGAUUGCUCCCCAGCAAAUAUGUCAUUGUUGAUGCCUCGAUCCUUUGGAUCGUUCUCGAAAAGAGAUAGCGAAAAUUUAUGAUUGAUACGCCUACGUGGGUAUCGAGUUAAAAGCCUCGCUCAUCCGUCGGUAUGAUUAUAUUUUUCUCGCCUCAGAUAUCCUUAUUUGCAUUCUAUGCCAAAGGUAUAAUUUGGAAUUUUGUUUGAUGUCAGUUGUCACGUAUCGAUCGAUAAUGCUUUGUAGUGGACGCCAUGACAAUGUCCAUCUUGGUUUCAUCACGGCAAUUACUGUUUUUUUUCUUUACCUAAAGGCUACAUACAGCAAAUCAAGCUUUGAAGUUAUUGACUAUCGAUGUUUUUUUCAGAGAUGAUCUGUGAAAAUAGUACAUGAACUAUAAAAUCGUAGUCUCCUGAUAACAUUGACAGUUUUACGAAUCUGUAGGCUGGAAUAGAAUUUGCAAGUACAUGUACAGACAUUUGAGACGUCUCCCGAUUAUUUGAUCAACUUUGUACUGAUUACUACUUCGCUGAGUAGAUCAUUCUAGUUUCGAGAUAAUUAUUCGCUGACAUUUUAGUAGCGAUAAAUUGACAUGAUACCCAUUAAGUCGCAACCCAUGACGCCAACUUAUUUACAGGGUGCACCAACUGCAAUUGAUUGUUUUCUUAUUACGACAGCACAAUAAUAUGCAAAAUGUACUUUGAUACUGAAGCUGAUGUACCAUUAGGCAUCCCAGAAGAAGAAAUAUCUGACAUUAGGCAUGAUUUCAAAUCCUAAAAAUUCUAUAAAUUAAAACGGAGGGAGGCCUACUUCGCCCAUAUCCCACUAUGGCACUUAAAACGUGUUCAACCCUACCACUGUUAUAUGAAUGACACAGCACGCACCAUGGACUCGUAUUCACUUUUUAAAUGAUUUUAUUUAUGACAAACCAUUUCAACGAUGCCCCGCAGCUCGCUGGCAAUUUCAAAUUAAUUUCCAAAUAUUGUGAAAUCUACUUGGCUCUACUCGCAGUACACGUCACUUUUGGAACUAAUAUUUUGUCUUCGGACAAAGACGCUUUGUGCGGCCCUUCCGGAUAUGAAAUACUGCACAACCAUACUUGAUUUAAUUAGCUUUUAAAAGCUGAAGUAGCUGAUUGUAUUCAUUUCGAUAUUGUGUUCUUUUGUUGUUCGUAUUUGAGAAAGCGUGAUUGCACACUUUGAUGGAAACUACAGUGGAACCUCCCUUAGCAGAUACCUCUCUAUAAAGGACAACCUCUCUAACAGGGACACUAGUUUUGGUCCCAAAUUGGUUGUUUCCAUUCAAUUUGACAUCUCUAAUCAGGACACCUCUCUAUCAAGGACAACACUUGUCGAUCCCGGGGGUGUCCGUAAUAGAGAGGUUCAACUGCAUUUGUAGUGAUGUUCUCGGGGCAGGUUAUAAGAUCAAGGCAAUAUUUCAAGCACACAAAUCUCAGUAAACUUCUCGAAAUAAACAUCUACGGUUAUAAUUUUAGUUUUCAUUGGCGUGGCACAGUGGAUAUAGCCGUGAUUCUUUUCAGCAAAAUAACAACCUCAUGAGAAACCAACUGCGGUCACAUCAUCAUGGUUAAAACGUUAGAGAAAGGCUUCUUCAGUAAAGGUCAGAUAUCACCUCCCUCAUACAGACUACCUCCCUUGAGGACAUGUAUCGCAAGGUAUCAACUUGGUGUUGUGACAGAGUAUUAUCUGAAAGCUUUGAAGGUCGUAUAAUCCAAUCAAUCGCGGAACCGGAGCUAACAUUCUACUUCAUGAAUUUUUAAAAUGCUUCAGAUAUUGAAAGUUGACACGAUGUUACUUACGGAAACAAUAGCGUCGAGAGUGGACUUUACAGUGGGCUUUUGUUGUUAUAAGUAAACAUGAAUAUAAGACAAGGAAAUGUCUUUAUUGAGAUUGUAAUAUACAUCACUGGUAGUCAAGACCUUUUUUCAAGCAAUAUUUAUUGGCCAUCAAAAAAUGAACAGCACAAAGAACAAACUUGAAAAAACUAUCAUUCACUUCUAUUGAAUCACAUCAUACAGUGAUACUGAUACCAAGAAAACAACGAAAUUGCGCCCUGACGCAUUAUUUAAAUGAAAUUGCGUUCGGCGUACUUUAUGAUAUUGACUCGUAUAGACUAUACAUUGGUAUUUUGAUACGCUAUAUCAUAACUGUAUGAAGUGAGGUCUGUCGUUUGCAUCCGGCGUGGCAAUAUCCGUAUGACGGAGUGGUAUAGUGAACCAAGCAUGUCAUGCACAUAUCCAUUGUUUGAAAUAUCGAGGAAAACCACAGCCAAUUUAAAAACAAAGGGGAGUGUACAAUGCUGGCAAUAGAUGUUCGCGGUUUAUUAGGAUUGUCUACUUGUAGAUGCUUAGACAUGCAAUGCCCAACAAAGGCUAUAACAACGUGGUUAAUCCCAGAAAUCGAUAUGCCGGAAAAUGUACUGUAAACCGUCAAUUUUUCGCGGGUGUUUUUGUUCGCGGAUUUCGCGAUCAAUAAAACUCCAGAAAGUUUUUCUUUUCAUACAAAAAGCGGAAAGAACUUCGUAAAAAAGAUAAAAAACACACAGAAACAUGAGCCUAUCGUCAUCAUACAAGAUAUAUUACUGUAGGAUUAUAGAACUAUAACAUGACGCCUUUAUCCAUCACCAUAAAAAAGCGGACAUACCUGGGGAAAUAUGUAUUUCAUAUUUCAUGUUUCAUAUAUAUGUUCGACUUGAUCUAAUAAAUACAUUCACGAAAUGGGGAAGUGUAUCGUAUGUAGGCGAAACUGCUGUGUUGUCGCCUUGAUGGCGGUACAAACUCAAAAAGAGCCGUCAUAUGUCUGAAAGAUAGGCGGUACUUACUAGUUUGACGAACUGUUCCCGAACAUUCAAGCCCAGCCACACUAGAUGUUAUGCAUAUGAUCGCUCGAUGCCAAUCACAUGCUCGAGAGUAGGCAACGCCAAGCUACCCGACGUUCAUGACGUCCCAGUGGUCUCAUCAUGGGGGCAAUCUUAAUCCAGAUCAACGAAUCAGUCUGAGAGCCGUGAAACUAGAGUAUGUGAACUUGACAUUUGGCAUAUCGUUUCACAGUUCUAAGGUACUCUAUAUUUUGUCUACGCAAAGUGCACUGUUGACACAGCGCAGCCUCUUCGGCUCAGGUGUCUGUUCUUCCCUGCCCGAUAUUUCACCCUGCCAGGGGAAAUUCAAUUUUGUCUGAAACAGCACUCAUAAUUCUCGAGCUCGCUCAACUUAAGAAUCUUCUGGGAUGCACCGUCUUGUACAGCCAAUGAUGCUCUAAGUGAGAUCCAUUCCAUCGUAACCUGAAAAAAUUGGGGCGUACAUUACAAAUGUAAGUAGUUGGCCUAUGCACAGUUUUGUUCAUCUAAGUUGUGUAAACCACUUACCUUCCAAACUCAAAGGCUUCUUGCUUCCUUGACGUUCCUUAUUAAAUUUUCUUCAAUCAAGCACUAGUUGAGGUUGCCAAUGCAUCUCUGUGUGCGGUUAAUUGCAAUAGAAAAAAACCUUUAUUGACAUCAGUCAUUGUGGAUACGUUAUUGCUGGUCUAUGUACUAGUAGUAUAAGAAAUAUACGCAACUCUGUGUAGCUAUUGCGGCUAAAUCGGCUUGGCAGAGUAUGGAGACCGGGCAGACUUUAUUGAUGAAUACAUGCACGUCUUUCCGGAAUGGUUCUACGCAAUUUGGAACGAGCCUGCCUUCUGUCUAUCUGUGACCUUGAAGUACACUCGGUUUAAUGUUUAAUUUGAUGCUUGAUUGAAGGCUCGACGUAACUGUUCAUGUGGCUGGUCUUGAUGUUAAAGGGCGACUUUAGGCAGUAACUUGGGGGUCGAAUUGGUGGUCUUCGGCCGCCGAAUAUGAUGCUCAGUUAGGGAGUGUUUGAUUCUGCGAUGAAUAUGUAUACCAAUACACGCACGAAGAGUUUUGGUGACCUGCGAGAUAGAAAGAUGGAGAAGACACCUGUCAGCAAUUUCGUGUAACUUGAUCACACCUAUACUUGGCCCCUGUCUUUACCUGUUGUCUUCCUUAGAUAAUGUACGAGAACGCCUGUGUGUCUGAAAUUAAUUUCACUGCGAUAUAUAAACUUAUUAUUCACAUUUAAACUGACAAUUCCAACCAUCUGUCAUCUGCACCUGCGCCGAUUAUAUUUGAUAUUUAUAUUAAGUUGGGAAUAUAAAUCAGUAGCGUCAGCCGACUAGGACAUUAGUUUUGCUCUUAAUAAAAAUAGUCAACCACACAUGUAUCAGUGAUGUAUGAAGGACCUUGCGCUGUUGGAAUCAUCGGCAUCCUCUCACUUGUUUAAGUUAAUAAGUUACUCACAUUUGAAUGUAAUCGAACAAUACCACCAAACAUACUGAAGCUCAGGCCAACACACUCGGCACUAUCGAUCGAGCAGUAACGUGUGCGGGCGGAGGAGAAUACGACUGACUCUGGAUUUUCGAAGAUGAGAUUUCAAUGCAGUAUUCCACUAAAGUGAACCUCCCUUUGUAGACAUCUCUCUAUUAAGGAUACCCUCCAUAUCAAGGGCACUGAUUUGGUUCAACAUUGAGUUUCAUCAUUCAUUUGGACCUCUCUAAUCAGGCCACCUCCCUAUCAAGGACAGCAUAUGUUGAGACGUUCUACUGUAUUGAAGCAAGCAAUGUUGGAAUCAUCUCCCUGGUUUUACUUGAAAAUCGGAUUUAGUAAUAGCAUAUCUUUUUUGGUCCAAUUUCUAAGGUCGGUCUUGUCAGGGCCUAUCCACUCCGCCAUUACGCCGCUAUGAUACGCCUACGUUCAAAUAAGUCAUCCAGGUUUGCAGAAUUCCUUUUUCGCAAAGGAAAUUUGACUUAUUGGACAUAUAAAUGUCAAAUGGUCAAAUACGAAAUUUUGUUCGUUUUGUAACCAUUAGUCACAGCUCUAAAAUCCUCCAGUAAAUGUCAGGGUAAAAAAGGUGGAGGGUGACGACCUUUCCUCGUCGAUUUUCUAACUGCAACGUAUGUUAAUAGUCCAUGAUUAAAUUUUCUUUUUGUCAUUGGAACCCUUUGAAGCCUUAUUAAAAUUCGUGCGGAGAUGUGAUUCGUCUAGACGUGGGUUACCUUUACAGAGAAGAUGGGAUGUCUGAAAGCAGGAUAUCAGUAUACCUUGUGAAUAUAAUUGGAGUGUGCCCUUUCUUUUUAUUCUUUAGUGAUGUCAGUGUAAGUCGAAUAUUUCAUCUAAUGCAAUGUGACAUUUGACUCAGCACUUAAAACCUCUCUUUGACUACUAAACUGUAUCUUGCGGCGGCUACCAGUACUAGCCCAAGAGUUUCCAAUACGAAGUGUGCAUGAACCUUUCCUCGAUUUUUUAAAAUUUAUUUUUCAAAACAGAGCCACGAAAAAACAUAUAUUUGGAAGAGAAUAGAUCCGAAAAAGCGCAAAAAUGCUUUCUCAUUACGAAUCUGUUGUGCUAUUGAACUUCACCGUAUAAAGGAAUACAGCAAACUUAUAAACAAUGGUUUUCUUAUAUUCUCACGAAUUCGAAAAUGUUUAUGGCCUCCUGGAUAUUUCUUCUUCUGGUAUGUCUGAAAUUGUCACCAAAUAUGAUUGCGUUAUCUUCCAUUUGUGCAUGUUCAGUCAAUGUGCAAUGUAAAAAGAAAUUUUGUUACAGAUUAUUAGGUAAAUUUACAAAUUUCUCAAGUAAUUCCAAAUAAUUUUCUUGGGAAUCUACAAAAUUUAAACGAUUGUAUUCUGAUUGUUCAGUUUUCUAGCAUAGACUUACCUAAUUUGCCCAGAGUUCUCCAGAGAAUUCAGUUUUUAUUUUUGGCGUGUGUUAUCCAGCUAUAUAUUUAGAUUUUGUGAACAGCACAAUGCCUUAUAGUCGAUAAUAUUAUAUAGUCGAUAUCAGGUAUCUGAUAAAUAUUGCUAAAAACAAAACGAAGUGAUCACUACGAAUUUAGGCCUAUUUGUGAAAGAGGGUUGUCAUCAAAAGUGUUUUGCUAAUUCCUCAAAGAUUUUCAGAUUAUUCUUCCUAUUUUUAUUUACCGAACAAUACACGAUGAAAGGAAUAGCCUGAGGGUGAUCAUAAAAUGACAGUUGAAUGAUUCAGCGCGCAUUGGCGCAAAGAUGUUAUCCUUAAUGGUGCAUUUUCUAAUAAUCGGGUGUACUCCGAGAAGGCUAGUGUUGCAAAAAGCUGAUGAAAACAUUUAGACCAUUUUGUCUGAUGUGGCUUGCUUUUCUUAAUAACCAUUUAUAGGGAAAAGCAACAAGACUACAGUGUGCUACUUUUCGCCCUAAGCUUUCCCAUUAGUGUAGCAUGGUACCAAGUCAAGGUGGGAUAAAUGUCAGUGUGAACCUUUAACAUGAAGCUUGCGUUGAGUUUAUUUAUUAACAGGUUAUAAGAUGCGUUGGUUAUGAGAUAAACAAAUGAAAUUUCGUAAAAUGAUUUAAAGCUAACAGUCUAACAAAAAGCGCACUUCACCAUAGUCCUGUCACAUAGAUUUUAUGUAUAAUUACAAUAGGUAGACAAUUUAAAGAGCAUAUUAGUAACAUGAUAAGCCUGCUUACUUGCGGUAAUGUUUUGUUGAUCCCUUUAUUUUCUUAGAGUAAAUCUUCCUGAAGUGAUUGUUCGCCAAUUACAAGGUUCGCGCAAACCUAUGAAUUCACCUCAGAUUCUUAAAACGAUGUCAGAAUUUAUUCGCUGUGAAUUUCCUCGGGGCUCAAAAGAUGUUUUUGUUUUAAAAGAUAGAUAUAAAGUUAAGAGUUGAAUGUAGUGUAUUCUCAAUUCAUUAGCAAAUAAUGAAAUAUAUUUGCAUCACCUUGCCAAAUUGCUUUUGGUUAUCCAGUAAAGAAGAUGUGUAUAUCAGAGGAAGAUAUCAACAAAGUAUAUAUCGCUUAUUUUAUGUGUUCGGUACUCUUGUAGUGAACAAUUCGAUGCACAUGUGAACCUCAACAUUAGCUCUUAAGGACGGUUUGUAAAUAUCGGCAUCAUCAUCAUUGGUGAUGGCGCGUUUAGUCGGGAUGGGAGUUUCCUGUUUUUGCCUCGUCAGCACUUUUUGAUGACAUGAUAAUGGUCAUGAAAAGGAGAAGUCGCCUGCGCUUUCUUAUCAAAGACAAGUGGAGCGUUUUAAGAGCCAUUAAGAGUCGAAUUGAAAAUCAAAAUUGUUUUUUUAUUUCUCUAUGCUUAUGGGUUUGACGUGUUACUGUCGUGUGAUGCUCCAAAUUGAUGCAAUACCAGGGUAAUAUUGAUAUAAUCAAAUUAAGUGUAAAUAUGUUUUCAAUUUAUCGAAGUAAGACUGUACGCCCAGUAAAAAUUAAUAUAACCCUGAUAGCUUCCGAUGCCAUGUGCAGAAAUGACAUUCAGGAAUUCGGUUUGAUAGUUUUACGCAGUCACGCCAAAGUCCUUAUACGACAUGUCAAGUUGUUGUUUCACUGUUUUUUUUUACUGGUGGCCUUUUUCCGCAAAAGUGGCUUUGGGCUGGCUUCCACCGUUCCGACAUUCAAAAUAUAUACACUAUAAUAUGAACCUGAUCAUUUAUGUCCAGGAUUAACAAACCGUUCAUUUUAUCAUACGCUCAAGCGUUGAAGCACUGGUCCGGCCCGGGCGCUUGAUUCAGUAUCAAAGGGACUGCUUGAAUCGGCCCUCAUCUCUGCGGGGAAGUGCGUUUGGUUCCUCCAGGUCGAGUGCAUGGCUUCAUUUUAGCUCAGUCCGUGGUAACCCAUGGCUACAGCAGAAUGAAUGCAUCGCGAAUACCUGCAAUAUAGGCUAUUCUUUUGAUGUCUUGAAAACCCUAACAACCCACUCCCGAAAUAUCCUAACUUUUCUAAUCUAUCGAAACUUCCAGUGGAAACUUGUACCAUUUUACUCAUCCGAACCGCUGUUUGACUGCACGGAUAUUAAAACCUUUAGUAUUAAUGUUAGCUUGGCAUGGCUUGGUAAUGUUACUUUUACUUGAUCGGUCUAAAAAGAAUAAUCGACACAGCUGAUACAAAUGUUCACAUGUUUUCUGCACGCCCUUUUUUGUAUUAUCCGCUUGUGACGAUGAUGUUUAUUUUUCAACCCCAUUUCACUGUCAUUUUGGCAGUUUCUUCCUACGACAACCAUGUGGCAUUUUGCCUGAUUGGUCCAGUUGGAAAAUAUUUAGAACUCAGAUUAUCCGUUUGCUACAUGAUAUACGGUCCUUGAAGAGAAUUUAUACUCUUUAAGAUGCUACAAUUAAACUAAUCAUUUUACUUUUUACUCUAAGCCGCCACAUAUUCGUGCCUGGUUAUGUUUGCGAUUCGCAGAAAAUUUUGAAAAAAAGCAAAGUUUCAACUAUUUUCGUUCUGCGGAAUUCAGAAUUUUUGUUCAGCAUUUUCAAUCCAAAAAUUAUUUUUUCGAUGUUGGCUUUCCCAAAUCUAAGUUUUUCGCGAAAUCUGCGAAUAUUUGGCGGUGAACAGUAGCACAGUCAUCCCUGUAACUGUGUUAUCGACCUCUGAAGUGCACAUAUUAGAAGUCGUCAAAUGAUCAAGUUUUCCUUUACAUGUAACUUAAAUCUACUUCGUCGGAAAUAUGAUAAGGGGACUAGCAGGAGCUGAUUAGGGAUCCAAUUAGGGAUCUUUGUGUAUGUGCUAUCAAGAAUAUAUGCAGGUUUAUUCGUUAUUCUCUGAGAUCUUUAGAGUAAAAGGUAACACGUAUUGUGAACAAUAUUACAGAUUCCUAAAGUGUAGUUUGUAAGCAUUCCUUUAUCCAUGAAAUAUCCUUACGCUAUGUCUUCGUUUAGUAAAUCACCAGGUUUAGUAUUACUUCACUCAGAGGUAUACGUUUAUUAAAGGUUAAUGGAUGAGAUUUCAGCAGAGCUUUGGACAAAGCGCUGGGAAAUUACGUGGGUGCAACUUUAAACAUCGAUUAAUCUUGGUGGACGUAUACAGUUCUUGGGCCGAUUGAACAUACUUGUUUACUUGAAUAAAUGUGGUCGUGGCGGUAAGAGUAACGCCCAAACACUUGAUACUUGUCUAUCUGAUUAGUUCAUUGUUUGUCUCUAGUGAUGUCUGAAACUGGUGUAACUUAACUAACAGUCCCUAAGACUAAAACAUAUCGUCGGUCUACUUUGAAAACCUCGUACAUUGAUGCAUUGAUUUUUUUCAAUUCUAAAGAAAAGCGCCGAAAAAUUUAUUUGAACUGCAAUGCAAUAAAUAUGCAGUACGUGGUUUUCAAGUAACAUAGUGGUGCUGAAAGGCUUUUGGUCGGUGGAUUCUAAAGUACUUGCCAGUUAGCUUGAGAAUGAAAUUCUUGCCCCCGGGAUUUGGCCGAAAUGGCAGGUGCAAGGUUUUCAUAGUACACCGAAGAUAUGCUACAUCCUCGCAGCAGUUCACUGUCUUUAGUGUGCGUAUUUUUGCCCUUUGCAAAUUUAAGUUUUGAUGUAGAUGUUUUCCUUUCCCAAAGAGAAGUGCUCGAACAUGUUGACUUUCUAUAUGGUGAUCCUAAUGCUGCCAAUAACCUUGUGAAUAUUAUUAGCAACUUUGUCCAUUAUCCACUGAUGUAUCUGUAAUGUCUACAUAACUAUAUCGCUCUACAAAUCGAUAUAAACCAAUUGUUGGUGAUGUAUUGUUAAUCUCAAUCGCCCCUUGGUACAUCAUAUUUAAAUUUUAGAAAAAUAAUCAACUUUACACUUACCUACAUAUGUGUUGACUGAAGCCGUUCUGUUCUUGCCAAGAUUUCAAAGCAUUUAUUGAGUACGUUGAAGAAGGGAAGUUAUUGACGAAGGUAUACAUCCUUUGUUUUUGUGUGUAAAAUGAUGUUCUUGGUUCCAGUGUACAUGUACACGUGCAUGGUGUUCCCGAAUAAAUGCUAUGGCUCUUUAUAGACAAUGAUGUCUGACAAGAAGGCGCAAAAAUCUGUCGGCUUACAGCAAACAGUAUAUGCAAGGCGUAUGGAAAUUAUUCAGUUACUGGCUGAAACGUCGUUAUUUUUGCAUUAUAACAAUUAAAACAAUUUCUUCAUGAAUUUGACAAAGGUCAUCUGUUAUUCUUUCAGUAGCAGAAUGGAAUACGAAUCCGUAUUGUAGUACACGUCUUGCUACAUGUACGUGCCCCUAAUAUUCAUUUUGUUAAGUCUGCAUACAAUGAGAUGAGAUGAAAAAAGGAUUUUCCUGGUUUUGCAAUGAACACCUAAGACCGCGAUUCAGAUUGCCUUAAGGUUUUUUCUCUCGUUACUUUUUGGCAAAGUCAUGUGGAUAAAUGAUAUUCUGGAAUACAGAAAAUCGUUCGUGUCUUCGGCAUAAUUUGGAAACUGUACAAUUAAUUAUGGUUUAAGUCAUUGUGUGAAUCAAGGAUGUUGAACGAAAGCUAUUCAUAUACAGCCCAUGAACCACCUUCCUCGUAUGGAAAAUAGCUUCAAUAUACUACAUUAUAUACAUCCAUCGAAAUGUACAUGACGACUAACUAUAACAAAUUGAAUGUUUUUAUAGGUAUUGAAGUCAUAUUGUUGAAUGCAGACAGUCGAAAUUUUUUUUGCAAUAUUGUUUGUAGUUUUAAAAGUUUCACAUAGUUUUCCGCCGCUUGCUCUCUGAACCCAGAUAUUAUGUUUCUCUUCGUAAAAACAUGUUUUUGGUGAAACAAUGUGAUGAAUGUUCACAACACUUUAUAGUCAAUACUGGAGUAAUACGUUGUGAUGGUCUUCUUCUUGGAGGGAAAUAAUAUGUGGCAUAAUAAAGGUGUAUUCAGCACAGAAUUUCAGCGAAACAAAACACAUCAAGUUUCCACAGGGAAUACCGUAGCAAGGAUCUCUCGAUCCGCGGGCUAAAUAUCUUGAUAUUAUUCCGUAUCAGCGGGUUUUUGUUUUGUUUUGGGGUUUGUUUUAUAUUAAAGAUCGCCGGACCAUAUUUAAGAGGUAACCAGUUGAGUGUGCGAGUGCACUAGUUCACUACUCUAGAAGAUUUGUGCUGAAUUCACCAGAAAUGAAAUCGACAAGUGUGUAUAUAUUUUUAAGAUCCACUGUAUUGUAAGAUAGUGUAAAUAUGAAAAUCUUUCUAUGUAAAUAGUGGAACACAAUGCAUUUACUUCUCGUUGGCCACACUGAUUUUAUGGGUCUUAAGAAUUCCAGAACUUUUUUUCUACCCGUACAAUUGUGUCAAAAAACUGUAUGUAAAAUGGUACUUCAAGUACAAUACGACACUGUGAAUAAAAGAAAUACAAAAUUUAA